CUAUACUCCAAGACUUUCGCCAUUUUCUGGGGGAAGGUGGAGCGAAAAGGUUGAUUUUAGCCCCGCGUGGAGUGCCCGGGGAGUGCAGGCCAGCCCUAACCCGCCGCCAUGACCAUCCUACCCAAGAAGAAGCCCCAGCAGGCCUCAGGGGGGGCGGAGGGCGAGGCAGGGGAGUCAAAUACCCCCAGCAACCACCAGCACCAGAUGACAAUGGGAGCCCUGCCUAUGCCUACCCACCUACAGGCAGGGGAAGGCACCAGCCGAGGCACUCUCUACCUGUCCUCCCAGUCCCCUCCCCCGUGCUGGCCGCCCCCACCGCCCUCCGCCACCCCACGGGAGGAGAAGCGCCCCUCCCACACCUCCCCCUCCCACUUUGAGGACACCCAUGAGAGCGGCCCCUCCCACAGCAAACGUCGCUACCGUGCCAGCCCUCUCAGGAGUGUGAGGCCUAAGCACCGGGACCAUCGGCAGCACUCCCCGCCCUACCCCAGCACCAGCAGUGGGUGGAGUGUUGCUCCCGUCACCCACCCCCUCCCACACCCACACACACACACCCACCCACACCCUCACUCCCACAUCAACGGCUCCAUCCCUCCUGCUCUCCCACCGGCACUCUCCCCCCAGGCGGGACCCUCUCAGGACCCGGAGGAAAACGACCACAGUGGCUACAACAGUGGUGAUGAGUAUGAGCCCUUCGGAUGGAACCUAACAGCUGAACAGUGGGAGGAGAAGGAGCGGAGGUUUGAGAAGAAGAUGAAGAAGAAAGGGCUGAUGAUUAAGAAGAUGCGAGAGGACGGUGCCUGUCUGUUCCGCGCCAUUGCCGACCAGGUGUAUGGCGACCAGGACAUGCACAGCAGCGUUCGUAAGCACUGCAUGGACUACAUCGCUCGCAAUGAGGACGCCUUCGCUCCGUUUGUCUCCGAGGAUUUCCAGACGUACGUGCAAAGAAAACGGAGAGACGACUGCUUCGGCAACCACAUAGAGCUGGCGGCCAUGUCGGAGAUGUAUAACCGCAUCAUUGAGGUCUAUUGCUACAGUGUGGAGCCAAUCAACAGCUUCCAGGGCAGCCUACAGACAGACAACGAACCAAUCCGCCUCAGUUACCACAUGGGCACUCACUACAACAGCCUGGUGGACCCCUACAAGGCCACUGUGGGUGUGGGUUUGGGGCUGCCGGGCUUCCAACCAGGACUCGCCGACAAGAACCUCAUGAAAGAAGCAACCAGGCAGAGCGAGAAUGUUCAUUUGGAGCAGGCCAUGUUGGAGGACAAGAUUCGGGCCACAGACUACGAGGCAACCAGUGAGGCCAUCGAAGAGCAGGUGGCCCAUGAGAGUUACCUGCAGUGGCUGAGAGAGAACGACCAACGCUCCAAGGGCCAGCGGUCCCCCUCCUCCACCUCCAGCAGCGAGGCUGCUGACCGGUGUCCCCGCGGCCGCUCCUCCCCCCUCCACCAGACACCCCCAGCCGAGGGCUCCUCCGACACCUCCCGCAGCUCCCCCCGCUCCUCCCAGUGUUCAGGAGAGCUGCCCAGACUACCUCCCCGUGGUGCCACCCCCACCUCCCCCAGGGGCUCCUCCAGCUCCAAGGACGCCCCCACCCCCGGGCCAGAGCACUACCCUGCUGUGCCCGGCUCGUCCAAGGACCCCAUGCCCUCCUCCUCAGGCCACUCUGUCUCCAUAGGGGACUUCACAGUGAAUGAACGCGCAUCCUUCCUCAACCACCUGCCGCCGCACAUAUUUGGACUGAGUGACUACUCAAGUGCCGAGGCUGACAUUCUGGCCCAGGUGCUUGCCGCCAGCCAGCAGGAGUACCUGGAGACACUUAAGUCCCGCACCAAGGAUGAUGUGCCGGAAAAUGCCCCUUCUUCCUCCUCAUCGUCCUCCUCCUCCUCAUCCUCUGCUGCUUCCUCAUCCUCUGCCUCCUCCUCAUCAUCCUCCUCUUCCUCCUCUUCUUCCUCCAGCCCCUCAUCCUCUCCCAUGGCCUCAUCCUCCUCCACGUCCUCCUAACACUUCCUCCCGCUCGUCUCCCAGCACUCGCUGCGUUCCCAGUGUGCAUCUGUAGUCAUUAAUCUCAGUUCCCUGGUAACUGCAUCAGGUGCACCAGUUUGCCACAUAAUUACCUAACGUUUUAUGUGUGUGUUUGUGCCUGUGUGUCUGUGUGUAUGUAUGUGUGUGUGUGUGUGUGUGUGUGUGUGUGUGUGUGUGUGUGUGUGUGUGUGUGUGUACUUCAUGGGGAUAGUUGCUGAAUGUUACAUGUAGUUUUUCUUUCAUUGCAUCUCAGGAUAGAAAUGUUCCUCUGCAAUGUUAUGCAAAAUCAAAAUGUACUUCUACCCUUCCCUGCAGAGCUAUUCAAACCACAUUUGUGCUUCUGAUUGACUCUCUCUUUCUCUCAAGUUCAGUUUAAUGGAUUCCAGUCUGGUGGUACUUACAGGGCCAGGGGGAUGGGGGGGGGUGGCAGCACACACAGAGCUUGGGGUUGUGCCAAUGUAGGAGUUAUUUGCAUUUAAAAUUGACAAUACUCACAGCUGUAGGGCUGGAGGGGUCUCUAGUGCUGCCAAGCCCUGCGGGGAGUCAGUGUGGUGCGGAGUGAGGCGUCGCAGAGAUGUUAGUUAGCUGAGGGACGGUGACGGCUGCACAGAGGCGGUGCCAAAGGAUGUGAUGAGCUUGACAGUUGCAGGAAUGGAUGUGGUUUGAAUAUUGAGAAGUUUAGAAAUAACAGUGUAGCCAUACAUUGCAUUUUUGACAUGUGUUUGACAGUUUAUUCCUUCAGCAGUUAUUCCAAUGAAGUGCAACUUUGUAUUAUGCAUAAAUAUGCACAUUUGACUAGGCAUUUACAUCACUUUUAUUGCUAUGUUGUUAUUUUGCAGGUUCCGUGCACCAGUUGCUCGACGAACCAUUUGUUUUGCUUCCGAGUAGUUGGCUUCACUUUAGUUUCUGUGAACACGUUCCAAUAAUCUUCGCACCGUCACCCUCAUGAUCAUCACCAAGCUGCUCAUCAUCAUAAGCUCAGGCAGGCCCUUUGGUCCUAACCAAUCAGAAGACUGCUUGCUGAAAUAAUUAUUUUAACGACACUGAACCUGUGAUAGUUCGGCAGGCCUGGCCAGUGCCCAAAUUACAAAAAUGACGUCCUGACUCCUUGGCAACAUCUCAAAAAUUAUGUAUAGAAGCUUUGUGACAGACUUCCACCUCCUGUCCUCACCCUGCCAGGCACAUCCUUGUCACUUCACCACUCCUUACCCCCGAGAACACACUACCUCCAGAAAGCCAUUGGCCUCGUAAAUUGUAUAAAAACCAUAUGCCAGGCACGUCAUUUUUGGCCAUACUGACAAAUUUGUGCAUGAUUUACCUUGUUUAGCUCAACUUUGUACAUACCAAGACUCUGUCCAGCUCUUGAGAUUGAACACUAUUCAAAAAGAAAGUAAAACCAAUUGGACGGCAUCAGUGCCACCUCCCUUGAGCUAAGCAGAACAGUGCCAGGUUUGUGAGUGCCAUCAUUCCUUCUGACACAGUGUGGAGGGCCUUCCUGCCCCAACACUGCAUUGCAAGGUGUUUGUAAAGCCAACAGUUUGCACAUCAUCUUGUAACUGUGGAGAAGUCAUGGGUAUAUAUACGUGAUAUAGUUCACAUACAAGCAUCAUAUCAACAAUUCUCCAGUAAUUUGGCUAGCUAAUCCACAUCAGUAAAGCCAAAGCCUCCAACAGAAAGAGUCACCAGGAUCCUAAGUGUUAGUGGUGGUAUUCCCUGUUCCGUCUAUAUAAGUAAUGGUGUGUCACGCAGUCAUUGUGAGUCUGUAGUGGCUGCAAGUGCAAGAUGAGUGUGUGCUUGGGUGUGAGUGGUGAUGCCUGGCCUGGCCCAUCCAGCUGCCAGGCAUCACCACCACCACAGGGCCAUCUGGCUGCUGGGUUGUAGGCGACACUUUCCCGUGAAUGACAUUGUUGUGUUUUGGUGAAGAGUUACUUUCCAGAUAGUUGAUAGUAUGUACCAUUACUAUGAGGGAUUCAUGCAAAAUUAUUGUUUAUUAUAGCAUGAGGAGGGAUAUAAAUGUAACUUUAGGCCUGCAUUACCUAAUAAGAAAUGCAACAAAGUGAUAAAAGGAUUCUUAUACAAUAUUCAUUAAGCAAUAUAUUUUGGUUUCAAGGUUGUCGUGAAAAAACCAAAAUGUUGUCAGAUUUGUUUUGUUGGUUUAUUGAAGGGCUGGUAGAAUGGUGGACAUUGGUGUGCAGUGUUUGUAUUGGCAGAAAUUAUUGUUAACAUGUUUCAAGAAUAAUCAUUUUUGUUACAAUUCCAUUUACACACACACACACACACACACACACACACACACACACACACACACACCACAGCCCCACAGUAUGUUGAGAAACCCCAGUCACUCCCCCACAGCCUCACAAAACACACACACACACACCUUGAAAUGCUCUUCACCCUCAAGUGUCACAUUAGUAAUUCUUGAUGUAACCUUAACAAUUUGGACACAUGGAGGAUGAGUGGAGGAGCUGCUCACCAACACCAGCCCUCCCCUGCCGGGUGAGGGGCUGUUCAUGGCUGGCCACAGCAACACACAGGCCGGGGGUUACUGUGCAAUCACCCAGCGCUGAAACAUCUUGUAUAUUUUGCUGCUUUUGCUCUCCUUACCAUGUCAGAAGGAAGAGAGAGACAAGAACAGGAUAGGAAUGAGUGGCUGGUUUCAGUGGCACAGGACUGUAGUUGACAUCAUACAAGUCUGGCAUUGUAAUCUUGCCACCUGAGGACAUGACUUUGUACUACGACUACCAUUAGGUACUUGUGAAUUGUGAGAGGUGUGACUAUUUACAUGAGAAUUAUCUGGUGGUACUUGUAGGUAGUAAAUCUUCAUGGUCUGUUCAGUGGAGGCAGAGCUGAGCAAGCUGCAGGUGUUGGUGUGAGGCUGUGAGUGCUGACUACUACUGCCUCAUUAUUGUUUUACUUUGACAUUUGUCCCACUAAGAGCAUUAACACACUGAUUUACAGGGAGUGAGAUUGUUACUUUAUUUUUUGAUAUUUUUCUAAGGAUAUUGAUAUGAUUAGACAGGAACAGGAUUGUGUAACCUUCUGACAACUUUUAGUGCAUCUAAAUGGCCUGUAACUACUAAACCAUCGCACUAAAAAGCAUUUCAACAUGGAAUAUUUAAAACUUGAAUAACUUGAUAUUUAACCUGUGUGACUCUCCUCCCAGAAUAACCUGUAUAAGUGUAGACUGUCAGCACCCACCUUGCAAUCUCACCCCAGCUGACACCACAUCCCUUGCUUGACUCUGCUCCACCAAACAGAAAGAAUUUGUUUCCAGUGGACUAGAACACACCAGACAAUCAGUGAGAGCACUGCCAUUAUGAAUAUUUUAUGUAUGUUUUACUGUGAUAAGCCCUCUCCUCUGCUGUAAAGAUCAUAGCUGGGCGUGAUGAUGAAAACAUUGAUCACGAUAACUAAUACAUAGAUAACAAAAGCCUUGUUGGCGACGAGUUUGUUGCCCGUAACGCCCACCUAUGGUAAAGAUGCUCUGCCGCCUUCCACUGACUAUUGGAAAUUUUACAACUGGGAAUAUAUAAUGAAUGUUUACUGUUGAAAUGACAAUUUAAUGUUAAAUAACUACUAAAAAUGUCUCAAAUGUCAAAUUCAACCAGUGGAGUGGAUAGGAAAGAGUGACAAAGUGUCCUCAGUGCACAGCAGGGCGGGGUGUCUUGGUGCAGGGUGAGCAGGUUCAGCCGUGGUGACAGCACCAGUGUUCUCAGGGGGGACACCAUUCCUUGGCCACACUGGAAAGGAAGGAGUACACCAAUUCUAAUGUGUGGACAUUAUUAUAAUAGUCACUAUGCAGCUUAUUGGCCAUAAUGUUCCCAUCUUGUUUUGAUGUUUUGAAACCUAAUUGUAACAGAUUAUAAUCUAUCUAAUGAGUUUUAUGAAAUCCACAUGAUACACUGAAACAAGAUGAGAAUACAUCAGCCAUAAGGCAAGCAGGAGCUGUUCAUGUGAUCACUGUGCCAGGGUCAUGACACCCACAGCAGCUCCAAGACUCCUUGAUCCCCGGUGACUAUGUAAAGGUAGAGCUCUCCCCAACCCUUCCUCCUCCUCCUCUCUCUCUCUCUGAGGCAAAGGCUUAAGAACUAUCAAGGUGAUCAGGAACCAAGAAAGACAAGGGAAUUAGCUAGAGGUGUAGUAUGUACUAAAUCUAAGGACAGGCAAGUGUGAGGCAUUGUAGAGUAAGGGGGUUGGUUCAUCUAAUGGUGCUAUGUUGAGGAAAUGACUCGUUACCCCACAGUAGUGCUUCCAAGGUCAGCACACCAAACUGACCUGCUUCUGGAAUACAGUCAUCAAUUGUGUAUACCUUUUAAAAGCCCCUUCUUUCCUAAAAACCAAGCAAAGUUGUAUCUGCUAGAAGUGGACUGAGUCUUGCUCUCUUUUUGCAAUAAUUAUGAUUUUGUGAUUUUUUUAAGACAUUUUCCAAGUGUAGGUGAUAUUGAGUGAUGGCCUUGGGUGUACAUAUUAAUUAAUUAGACCUGUUGUGAUAACUUUGCUUCACUAGCUAGUGGUUAGCUCAGGCUGGAAGAACAUUGCACACAUCAACUUACACAAAAACCCUCUUGAGCCACACGUUGGAUUCUUACUGUAGGAAAUGCUGGCUGUUGUGCUACCCAUUGUAACUUAUCUGUGACUCCUCUCUGAGCUGUAGGAACAAUGCAUCACAGUUCACCAUAGCAAAAAUAUCUGGCAUUAUUGCAAAUAUUUAGGAAAGACUGUGGUUCGUGAAAAUCUCUCUUAAAAAUUAUCAGCAAACUGUGUUCAUACUUGUGACUGACACCUUUUGUAUUUAUUUUAAUGAUAAAAAUCUCUUCUUAUUGAAUCUAGGAUAGAGUCAAAAGUUAGGAAUAUGCAAAAGUGUACAGAUUCCUUUAGUUUCACUCAUAUUGUAUUUAUGUAGUAAAUUCAUUAAACAUUAAAGUCUCAAUAUGCA
Molecule: messenger RNA, 6967 nt
Organism: Portunus trituberculatus (swimming crab)
Lineage: Eukaryota; Metazoa; Arthropoda; Malacostraca; Decapoda; Portunidae
Gene: Duba
Product: OTU domain-containing protein 5-B-like
Biological process (GO): protein deubiquitination
Molecular function (GO): K63-linked deubiquitinase activity; cysteine-type deubiquitinase activity
Source: RefSeq, a predicted model, not a curated record